Molecule: messenger RNA, 2792 nt
Organism: Phyllostomus hastatus (greater spear-nosed bat)
Lineage: Eukaryota; Metazoa; Chordata; Mammalia; Chiroptera; Phyllostomidae
Gene: KCNQ1
Product: potassium voltage-gated channel subfamily Q member 1
Exons: 16
Coding region: 91-2064 (657 amino acids)
Biological process (GO): potassium ion transport; transmembrane transport
Cellular component (GO): voltage-gated potassium channel complex; membrane
Molecular function (GO): voltage-gated potassium channel activity
Source: RefSeq, a predicted model, not a curated record
CGGGCUAGGCGGGCAGCGGCCUCCCGCGCUGCGCCCCGACGCCGGCGUUUGCUGCUGCUCCCGGCCAGCCCACGCGGGUCCUGCCUGGCCAUGGCCACGGCCUCCUCCGCACCCCAGGCGGAGAGGAAGCGCUGGGGUUGGGGCCGCCUGCCGGGCGCGCGGAGGGGCAGCGCGGGCCUGGCCAAGAAGUCCCCUUUCUCGCUGGAGCUGGCGGAGGACCGCCCGGUUGCCGGCGCGUUCUAUGUGCCCGCCGCGCAGCCCAACGCCGCCGACCUCGGCCCGCGGCCGCCCGUGAGCCUCGACCCGCGCGUCUCCAUCUACAGCGCGCGCCGCCCGCUGCUCGCGCGCACCCACAUCCAGGGUCGGGUCUACAACUUCCUCGAGCGCCCCACGGGCUGGAAGUGCUUCGUCUACCACUUCGCCGUCUUCCUCAUCGUCCUGGUCUGCCUCAUCUUCAGCGUGCUGUCCACCAUCGAGCAGUAUGUCGCCCUGGCCACGGGGACCCUCUUCUGGAUGGAGAUCGUCCUGGUGGUGUUCUUCGGCUCGGAGUACGUGGUCCGCCUCUGGUCUGCGGGCUGCCGGAGCAAGUACGUGGGCGUCUGGGGGCGGCUGCGCUUCGCCCGCAAGCCCAUCUCCAUCAUCGACCUCAUCGUGGUCGUGGCCUCCAUGGUCGUGCUCUGCGUGGGCUCCAAAGGGCAGGUCUUCGCCACCUCGGCCAUCAGGGGCAUCCGCUUCCUGCAGAUCCUGCGCAUGCUGCACGUGGACCGCCAGGGUGGCACCUGGAGGCUCCUGGGCUCCGUGGUCUUCAUCCACCGCCAGGAGCUGAUCACCACCCUGUACAUCGGCUUCCUGGGCCUCAUCUUCUCCUCCUACUUCGUGUACCUGGCCGAGAAGGACGCCGUGAACGAGUCAGGCCGCGUCGAGUUCGGCAGCUACGCCGACGCCCUCUGGUGGGGGGUGGUCACGGUCACCACCAUCGGCUACGGGGACAAGGUGCCCCAGACGUGGGUCGGGAAGACCAUCGCCUCCUGCUUCUCCGUCUUCGCCAUCUCCUUCUUCGCGCUGCCGGCGGGCAUCCUCGGCUCCGGCUUCGCACUCAAGGUCCAGCAGAAGCAGAGGCAGAAGCACUUCAACCGGCAGAUCCCAGCGGCAGCCUCGCUCAUCCAGACGGCCUGGCGGUGCUACGCCGCCGAGAACCCCGACUCCUCCACCUGGAAGAUCUACGUGCGAAAGGCGCCCCGGAGCCACCCCCUGGUCUCCCCCAGCCCCAAGCCCAAGAAGUCUGCCAUGGUGAAGAAGAAGAAGCUCAAGGUGGACAAGGACAACGGGCUGAGCCCGGGCGAGAAGACGCUCACGGUGCCGUACAUCACGUGCGACCCCGCGUGCGAGGAGCGGAAGCCGGACCACUUCCCCGUGGACAGCUACGACAGCGCCGUGAGGAGGAGCCCCGCCCUGCUGGACGUGAGCCCCACGCGCUUCGUGAGGACCAGCAGCUUUGCCGAGGACCUGGACCUCGAGGGGGAGACGCUGCUGGCCCCGAUCACCCACGUGUCACAGCUGCGGGAGCACCACCGGGCCACCAUCAAGGUCAUCCGGCGCAUGCAGUACUUCGUGGCCAAGAAGAAAUUCCAGCAAGCGCGGAAGCCCUACGACGUGCGGGACGUCAUCGAGCAGUACUCGCAGGGCCACCUCAACCUCAUGGUGCGCAUCAAGGAGCUGCAGCGAAGGCUGGACCAGUCCAUCGGGAAGCCCUCCCUCUUCGUCUCCGUCUCAGAGAAGAGCAAGGACCGCGGCAGCAACACCAUCGGCGCCCGCCUGAACCGCGUGGAGGACAAGGUGACGCAGCUGGACCAGCGGCUGGCGCUCAUCACGGACAUGCUCCACCAGCUUCUGUCCUUGCACCAGGGCGGCCCCCCAGGCGGCCGGCCCCCCAGCGGAGGCGGGGGGCCCGGGGUGCAGCCCUGCCGAGGCCCCGUCCACCCUGAGCUCUUCCUGCCCAGCAACGCCCUGCCCACGUACGAGCAGCUGACCGUGUCGCACAGGGACCCCGACGAGGAGCCCUGAGGACCGCACCGGCCUGCCCCACCUCCCACUCCGCAGGGGCACCCGCGGGCCCAGACGCCCUGAGGACCGCGCUGGGCUGGGGUGUGCUGAGCCUGCCUCUUCCCGGCCGGGGGCACGGGCACCUGGCUGGGCAGGGAGCCCCUCUCAGUUUGCGUGGCGUCGGGGCCCUGUGGCAGGGGGCAGGCUGGCCCUCGGUCCGUCCCCCGCGUGGCAGGAAGCGGGCCCGGCGUGUCCCGAGCGGACGGCGAGGAACAACGCAGACGGGCCCGUGGGCCUGGAGGCCGGGACCCAGGGGCACCCGGAGCGGACCGGCAGGGCAGGGCAGGCCCAGCCCCUGCCAGACUAAGGGUGCCCACACGUCCGGCCCGGAGGGCCACGGGCCCACGCCCUGACCCCCUGUCUCCAGAGAUGCUGGCGCGGUGGCCGGGGCCACGAGGGGGCGGCCCUGAGGCCACGGCUUCGAGCGGGAGGGACCUGCCGCCGCUGCCCCUGGGGAGCUUCCCUGGGGCAGCGUGUCCCCCGGUGGACCGGGGGUGGACGGGCCCCCGACUCGGGGCUGGACACACGCACUCGGGGAGACGGCGGCUCCCCCGCCCCGGGCGCCGCUUCUCACGGAAAUCGGAGCAAUCGCGGUGAUUUGGAAUCUGCGUCUCAAUGAGUUGCACGGUGUGAUCGUGGUUCUUUCCUGUGCCGGCUUUUCCCAAUAAACCUGGAGUCACGGGCUGGUC